UCCAUCGGCAACAGCUCGGCUUCCAACUUACUGGCCUUCAGCUCGAACUGCCCUGCACCGAGUUUGAUCAUUGGCAUCGCCAAUUGGUCAGACUGUACAAAAGCUGGACUCCUCUUGAUCUGGAUAUUCCACAGAUACCUCGACCCGAUCACAAUUAUCACCUUCAAAAACAUCACCUGACUUCGCUCCAGCCAUUUCAAUUGUCUGGCUUCGAUCCCAUCAGCAAGCUUGAAUCCCCAUCAUCUGUUCCUUCGUUUGUCGCCUCUGGUGACCUAAGUUCAGAUCACCUAGGAUCCCUUAAGAAUCACCUUGGCGUUCAGGCCAAUAUAACAGAUUUGCAUUUAGAUCGUUCUCUGCCAGAAUCAGAAAAAAAGCAGCAACUCGAGAGACCUGAAGUGGAAACACCGAUCUGUAAGAUUAGUGUAAAUGGUCAACUGAAUGGGGUCAACAUUUUCGUAGUCAGCAGAAGAAACGGUUUGUUACAUUCUGUGUCUUUUCUAUUUGACUAG
Messenger RNA from Protopolystoma xenopodis, 509 nucleotides. Lineage: Eukaryota; Metazoa; Platyhelminthes; Monogenea; Polystomatidea; Polystomatidae. The record is from the annotation of a GenBank genome assembly.